CCCACGAAAUACGGUAGAUUUUUAUCAAAUUGUAAGAUUAAAUAUUUUUAGACAUAUAAAUUCAAAACUUGAUUCACUCCAAGAUGAUAGUACUGAACAAGGACUUUUAAAAUAUAGAUUUCCAUUAGCUCAAAUACAGGGAGGUACAGAUGUUACUAAUACAUUUACAAUCAAUCUGAUUAAAAAAACUUUUAAUAUGAGAUCAUUAAUUCUUCAAGUAAAUACUAGUUGUGAAUUACCUAUCAGUCAAGCAGUUGUACCAAAUAAUAGUCAUUUACCAAUGGAAAAUGUAUUUGAAGAUAUUAAUGAUAUAAUUAAUAGUCUAAUCAAAAGAAAUUAUAAUCUCGUAUAUGAAAAAAUUGAACAAAUUGAUUGUUCAGAAUGUGAUUAUAAAAAAAUAGCUUGUUUUACAUGGCCAAUUGAAAAACAAUGGUAUAUAACUCAAUCAUCUAAUAUACACGAAACUGAAUUUGUUCAAUUUAAUACAGGAUUCUUUUGGUUUAUAACUGUAGUGGAUAUUAAUGAAUCUUCAAGAUAUUUAAAAUAUUUGAGUGAUAGGGAAGAAGAAAGUAGAUAUAAUCUUGGAAGUGCUUUUGCUUCUUCACACGUAGAUGGUCAUUUAAAAGGACCUUAUAAAACAAAUCCAACACCAAUUCCUCCACCUGAAGAUGAUAAUAAUAGACAACCUACAACAACAAUUAAUACUCCUCUAACUACAACUAUCAAUCAACCCACAACAACAAUUAAUACUCCACCAACUACAACUAUCAAUCAACCCACAACAACAAUUAAUACUCCACCAAGACCAACUAAUAUUCCAAAAAUUUUAACAACUGAAACACUUACAACAAGUAAACAAACAACUUCAACAACAAUUAUUAAACUUUCUUCUGUGAAACCAACAUCUAUAAUAACAACUUUAUCAACUUCAAAGAUUAAUUUUAUCAGUUGUCUAAUUUGUAAAAAUGAAUUCAAAGAAAGCAAAAUUAAGCAACAUUUUAAAGAAUAUAUUAAAAAUUCUUUAUCAAAAGAUACUGUUCAUGAUAAACUAGAAAUAAAAAAACAGGCAAUUGUAUUUGAAAAAAUGAAAGAAUUAGUUAGUAAACUUACAGAUUUUCAAGUUAAAGAACUUAUUGAUAAAAUUCAAAAUCUUAUUAAAAAAUACAGUGAAAAAUUUAUCAAUUAUAUUCCUGAUGAAAUGAAAGAACAAAUCUUAUAUAACUUUGAUAAA
This is a messenger RNA of Racocetra persica, 1231 nucleotides long. The record is from the annotation of a GenBank genome assembly. NCBI's taxonomy places the organism in Eukaryota, Fungi, Glomeromycota, Glomeromycetes, Diversisporales, Gigasporaceae.